This is a messenger RNA of Symbiodinium sp. CCMP2456, 852 nucleotides long. The record is from the annotation of a GenBank genome assembly. Lineage: Eukaryota; Dinophyceae; Suessiales; Symbiodiniaceae.
AUGAGUAAUCAUGGUUGCAUUCAACCGGGCCCAGGCGGCACGGAGUUCUUCAUCUCCAUCGAGGGAGGCCAUCGGGGUUUUGGCGGCGGAGCCACGCAGCGGGCCCUGGCCGGUGGCCAGAAGGCCACCAAGAAGGAGCGCAAGGAGAAGAAGUCUGCACUUCGUGACACGAAUGCCCAGGCCGAGAUGAAGGCCGCGGCGAAGGCGGCCUCAGCAGCCGGCGGAACUCGUGAGGAGCGAAAGAAGGCUGCAGCUGCCGCGCUUGCCGCAGCUGCGACGCCGAAGCCCACGGUCGAAGUCGAUCAGGAUGCCGACGAAGAGAACACCACACUCUACGGCCUCCUGCGUCUGCGCUUCAACGACGACCCACGAGCACCAAGUCCGGUCUUCCAGGAAUUAGGCGGCUGUGCCUUGAUCCGUGAGCUGCACGUCUACGGCACGCUCGUGGCAGCAGGGCGCGAAGAGUCCACACGCAGCUUAAGCGAUGACCGGCCGCAGCACAUUGGAAUCGGCAGGACACUCAUGGGUACCGCCGAGCUCAUAGCUGCCGCCCAUGGCUACCAGAAGAUCUCGGUGAUUGCGGGAGUGGGUGUACGCAAUUACUACCGGAAGCUGGGCUACCGCCUGCGAGGCGACGGGCAGUACCUGAUCAAGGAGCUGCCGCCUUGUCCGGAAUCGGAUCGGGGCCGGAAGCCGCAGGAGUUCGAAGCCUCCUUCUUGAAGGCGGCCAUGAGGCUGGAGAAGCGCAACUCAUGGAGCCCCUCUAAAGGCACUGUCGCGCUUGUUGGGCUUGGCCUCGCCGUGCUUGCAGCCACGGCCCUGAUGGUCCGAAGGCAGUUGAAGAAGAGUUAA